UGGAUUUGUUAGUAAACACAUAAUCGAAAGAGUACAACUAAGUGCUGGUUCUUUAUUUGGUAAAAGAUGCCGCCCAAAGUUAAGGAUAAGGAAUAUUUAAUUGUGUUAGUCAAUAUUGGGUGCACUGACGAAACGGAAAAUGAAAAUAAGACAAGUUUCUUUGAAAAAUCAAAACAAGCGAUACAGCAGUUGAUUCAAAAAAAAAUUUUUUUGCGUCCUAAAGAUGAGGUAGGCAUUGUACUAAUGGGUGCAUCUGAAACAAAGAAUCGAUUAUUAUUUGACAACAUUGUGGAAAUGAAUUCCUUGCAAGUACCUAAUUGGAAUUUAGUUGAAAAUGUAAUAAAUUUGAAAUGUACUAAAGAAAAGGCUAAUUGGGUCGAUGGUAUCACAGUCGCACUCGAUUACGUACAAAGAGAAUGUGUGGAAGCAAAUGCAUCACGAAAAUUGGUUUUAUUAACUGAUUUUAAAGAAGAUCCCGAUGUUAUUAGGCAAUACAAUGCCGACAAUAUUGUCACAGACAUAAAUGAAGCGAACAUUGAUUUAUUGGCAAUAACUAACAACUUCUCGAAUGCAGACUCAGAAAUCGAAUUAAAUCCCAGCGAACAAGUUUUUGCCAGUGUUUGUAAAAUGGUUAAGGGCAAAAUAUUGACAAUAGACGAUACUCUAUCAAAAUUGAUGAUUUAUAAGGAUCGUCCAAAGAAAGCAAUGCCUUGGAAGGUCGCCAUGGAUUUAUUCAAUAUUAAGAUUCCAGUCAUUGUUUAUUUGAAAACAACAGAGGAUUUUAAAUUACCGACAUGGAAAAAAUUUACGGAUUCACAAACUGCAAAAGUGCCAGUUCAAAAAGAACGUACUUUAGUGGAUAAAAAUAAAGAUGAAAUUGAUGAAGAGAGUACGAUUACUGGAACCAUGUACGGACGAAAAUUUAUAGCAUUUUCAGACGAAGAUAAAGCCAUGUCAAAAUAUCAGAGUGGACCAAAGAGCUUCAUCGUUUACGGUUUCACAAAAGAAUCCCGUGUCACAACCGAUUGUUUGGCGGGUAAAGGCUCAUACAUUGUUGUGCCUGAACUAGAGUUCGCCAGUCCAUUUUAUUCAUUGGUAAAGGCAAUGAUUGAGAGUAAAACAGUUGCUAUUGUCAGAAAAGUACAUCGAGAUAAUAUAGCACCCAAAAUGGGUGUGCUGAUUCCAAAAAUUGAUGUCCCAGGGCAACUUUGGUGUCUGGUAUACAUUGAAUUAAUUUUUGCUGAAGAUCGAAGGAUAGUACAACCAAAACCCAUAAGAUCUACUCUGAAUGAAUUAUCGGAUGCACAAGCAGAAGCUGUGGGUGAUCUUAUCGAUUCAAUGAUGUUGGCGACAGUAGAAGACGAUUCCAUGGACGAGAAGCAAGAAGCAUUUGAAGCAGGAACUGUUGACGAUGUCUCUAGGCAGCAUGUUUGGGAUGUGUUGGCCCAUAGAGCAUUGCAUCCAGACGAUCCUUUACCACCUAUGUCAGAUUUUUUGCAAAAAAUUUUGGAACCGCCACAGUCGGUACAGUUGAGAUCAAAACGAGCGUUGAAGGAUAUCAAAACACUUUUCCCAAUAAAACCUGUUGAGAAAAAAAAAAAUUCCAAAAAAAGAUAUGAAGGAGGGCCAGAUGAUCUGGGAGAACCCUUCGAGGGUGUUGAUCGUAGUACUCAGGAUUUAAAUGCAAUGGCAACAGAAAAAAGUGCUGAUAGAAUUGCAGAGGAUUUAGAAAUGGAAGAAGCACAGUUAUCUCUAGUCGCGGAAGCUGUUGAAGUAGUCUCCCAAUCAAUGGAUGUAGACUUAGAGGACCUGGCUAAAAGCAUGUAGAAUAAGAUGCAAUGCUUUGACUGGUUCGAUGUUUUAACCAACCAUCUUCCGUUACUUUACCAUCCAAAGAUACUUGGUAAUUCGUAAAAAUAUGUAAUGAUGAAAUAUUUUUAAUAAAAUUU
This is a messenger RNA of Diprion similis, 1949 nucleotides long. RefSeq names its product X-ray repair cross-complementing protein 5-like. The transcript is spliced from 13 exons. Lineage: Eukaryota; Metazoa; Arthropoda; Insecta; Hymenoptera; Diprionidae. Gene Ontology annotation, cellular component: Ku70:Ku80 complex; nucleus. Gene Ontology annotation, molecular function: DNA helicase activity; double-stranded DNA binding; damaged DNA binding. Bases 67 to 1827 code for a protein of 586 amino acids. Gene Ontology annotation, biological process: DNA recombination; cellular response to gamma radiation; double-strand break repair via nonhomologous end joining. The record is from RefSeq and is a predicted model, not a curated record.